AGAUAUCUGCCCAAUCCCAAAACACCGCUCAAAAGGAAAAAACAAGAUCAUUUGCAGGAUAUUCUCACAGGAUGCGUAGAGGAGCAGAAGAAGAGCAGAUGCAGGAGGAGAGGAGAGCAGGAGCAGCGCAGCACUGAGCAUCAUGGGGACGUGUCUCUGGAUACUGAUGCUCAUGGUGUCGCAGGUCUCACCGUACAGACGUCCAGAUGAAGAUUCGCCCUGUCGAGUGCACCAGGAUGAUGUGGACUGCAGCAGUCUGAGUCUGAGACGGGUCCCGGCACUGCCGCCCUCCAGUAUCCGCCUGCUAGAUCUGUCUCAAAACCUUCUGCAGAACCUGACCCUCCAGGAUCUGCCGUCCCGCUCCGCCAUCCGCCGUCUGGACCUGCACCGCAACCAGAUCCAGUUCCUGCAGCCGGGGCUCUUUCAAAAACUGCUGCACCUGGAGGAUCUGGACCUGUCGGGGAACGCGCUGGACCUGUACGCCGCCCUGCACACACCCCUCGGCCUGCUGCCUGCGCUGCGCCGCCUGGAUCUGUCUGCUAACGGGCUCUUCACUGAUAUGAGCGAUUAUUUCCUGAGCGAUGCCCCGGCUCUCACCAACCUCUCCUUAGAUGGAAACAGCAUCACCAAAAUCAGCAGAACCACAUUCAACGGCUCGCGGGCCCUCAGGAACAUUGACCUUCACAAUAACGUGAUUAUAGAGAUCGAGGAAGGUGCUUUUGAGUUCCUGACGGAGCUCUCUGAGCUGGAUCUGUCCGUCAACUCUAUUUCCUGCAUCACAGACUUCAACCUCGUUCAGCUCCGAACACUAAACUUAAGCAGAAACAGCUUGACUAACUUCCAGAGCGUGGACAUGGAGGACGAGUUCCAGCUUCAGCAUCUGGACCUCAGGGAAAAUAAGCUGCUCUACUUCCCCGUCCUGCCCCAGAGGAACAGACUGAUGUACCUGGAUCUGUCUAGAAACCUGCUAAGGAGCGUGAACUGCUCAGGUCCGCUGGAGGAGCUGGAGAGCCUGCGGGAGAACGGGCAUCUGCUUACGGAUCACGAUAAACCGCUGAGUCUGUGUGCCAAUGAGCGGCAGCAGGAGCUCCGCAGGCUGCUGUACCUGGACCUGAGCUUCAACCAGCUGAAAACGCUCUCGUCCUCAUUCUUCAGCAGUAUGGCUGCUCUGGAGAGCCUGAACAUCAGCAAUAACUGCCUGCAGAGCUUCAGCGUGGACUCUCUGCGCUCCCUGAAGACUCUGGACCUCAGCUUUAAUAACCUCCAGAACCUGUCCUUCAGCGGGAGCGCUCUGCCGGCGCUGGAGGUGCUGCUCCUGCAGGGAAAUGCUCUCCAUCUGUUAGACGCUCAUAUAUUCUCCAGCCUCCCCAGCAUACGCAGCCUCCACCUCCAGCAGAAUCUCCUCAGCAUCUGUGCAAACCCGCAGAUCUCCAGUGGAUGCGUGCACCUCUCCGAUAUCCCAUCCCUCACCUACCUGUACCUUUCAGAGAAUUCCUUAUCAUCAAUCCCCGAGGGUGCAUUUACAGGAUCUUCACUCCUCAUCCUGGAUUUAUCUCUGAACCCUGGUGUUGAUAUUACUGCUGAGUCUCUGUCAGGUGUGGAGAUGUCUCUAACUCAUCUCUCUCUGAGAGGAAACCAGCUGCAUGAGCUCAGCAUUGACUUCAGCGCCUUCCAGAAGCUGAGAUCUCUGGAUCUGUCGGUGAACCGUCUGUCGGGAGUGUCUCUGUGGAGCGAGGACUCAUCAGUGGAGAUCCUGAACCUCCAGAAUAACCGUGUGGAGACGCUGGGGUCUGCAGUGCUGCAGGGGAGGCUCAGGACGCUGUAUGUGGGCUGGAACCCGCUGAGCUGCUGCAGGAACUCGCAGCUCCUGGAUCUGCUGGAGCAGGAGCGUCUGCACGUGCCGGACCUCGCCGCUGCCACCUGCUGGUACAGUGGAGACGUGGAGCGUGUGGAGGUCAGUGUGAACGCGGCGCUGCCCGAGCUCUGCUCGUCUGCGGACUCCAGAGUGCUGUGGGUCAGCCUGAUGGUGGCGCUGGCGCUGGGGCUGGCGCUGGUGCUGACCGUCAGCCUGAAGCUCUGCCACAGCAGAAAACACAGGUUCAAGAGAGGCUUUAAAGCUUGAGCUGAAAGAAGGAAAUAAACUCGCUCUCACCUGACUGUGGGUUUCAGUGUGUGAUGCUCGGAGCGGAUCUGGAAACACACGUCACACCGCACACACACACACACACACACACACACACACACCAGUGCUGGGGGAAGGUGUAUAUCACAAUGUUAAAGUCACUUACUUUAAUGAUAGGGCGUCACAGUGGCGCAGUGGGUAGCACGAUCGCCUCACAGCAAGAAGGUCACUGGUUUGAAUCUAGACUAGGUCAGUCGUGUUUCUGUGUGGAGUUUGCAUGUUCUCCCGUGUUGGCGUGGGUUUCCUCCGGGUGCUCCGGUUUCCCCCACAGUCCAAACACAUGCGCUAUAGGGGAACUGAUGAACUAAAUUGUCCGUAGUUUAUUAGUGUGUGUGUGAAUGUGUGUGUAUGGGUGCUUCCCAGUGUUGGGUUGCCGUUGGCAAUAGUUGGUGGUUCAUUCCACUGUGGCGACUGAUUAGUUAAGGGAGUAAGCCGAAAGAAAAUUUAACGAUGAACAUCCAAAUUUCUUCGAAUGACGAGUACUAAAGGAGAUCUGCAGUCAACCAUUUAUUAAAUGAGCAACAGGAGAAAAGCUUGACGAACGUCUCUGCUUUGAGUCCUCGUCAGGGUGAUGAAUCUUUAACUCUUGCUGCUGAAUAUUCCCUCAUUAUUUACUCUCCGUCAAGUUUCUUUCUUCUGUUGAACACCACAGCAGAUAUUAUGAAGAAAACCUGUAACCAUUGACUUCAAUAGUAAGAAAAGCAAACACUUUGGAAGUCAAUAGUUACAGGUUUGCAACAUUCUUCAAAAUAUCUUCUUUUGUGUUCAUAUAAAAAGGAAAGAAACUCAUGAUGGUCUGGAAACAAGUCAAGGUUGAGUAAAUGUUGACAGAAUGUUCAGUUUAGGGUGUACUGUGCCUUUAAGAUUGUAAUAUAUGACUUUUGUACCCCACACUGAUGAACACACACACACAUGCACACACACACUCUCCAUGACACACUACGCUUUCUGAUGCACUUUACUGAACAGACGCACCUGAGAAUGAAUGUUCCUGACGCGAGACUCACUGGACAGACGGACGGACGGGCACGUGAUUGUAGCGCUGUGUGUGUGUGUGAGUGUGUGUGUGUGUGUGUGUUGGCUGAAGGAAUUUAGUGGGGCACAGGAAGUGUUUUUACUGGAGCACCUGCAGCUCAGAAACUCUUUCCUGUUGUUGAGCUCAGUUUCCUGAAGGCUGCGAUCCGUUCGUCCGCUGCUGAGGACUUACUCACACACGCUCCUUCACUUACACACAACUGUGCUCGACUGCUGGUCAGAGUUAGAUAUACAGUAUAUAUACAGUAUACACACACAUACAUUUAUACAAACAAAUACACACACACACACAUACACACACACACACACACACACACACACACACACACACACACACACACACACACACACACACACACACACACACACAUACAUUUAUACAAACAAAAACACACACAAAUACCCAUGCACACACAGACAUACACACACACAUACAUGUACACACACAUAAAUACACACACACACAAACACAUACAUACAUACAUACAUACAUGGAUACAUGAACACACACAUACAAACAUAAAUAAACACACAAACACAAUCACACAGACACACACAUACAUAAACACAUGCACACACAUACAUACAUAUACACACAUACAUAAACAAACACACAAAUACAUACAGAAACACACAAAAACACACACAUCCAUACAAACAUGAACACAAACACAGAAACAUACACACAAACACACAUGGGUUAUGCUGUGUGUUUGGUUAGUCAGUCAGUAAGGUGUUUUAUUAGUAUAUUUCCAGCUGCAUGACCCUGUGUGUGUGUGUGUGUGUGUGCGUGUGCGUGUGUCUAAAUGAGGCAGAUAGAGAUAAAGAUAGCUGAGGAAACACACAUCAGCAUCACAGAUAUUAAUAGCGCUUUUAGUUUCAGCAGUGUUGACGCACUGAUGAAAGGAGUUCCUCCUGUGAGCCACGCACACACACACACACACACAUGACUGAAGCGGGAGGAGCUGUAGUGCGCACACUCACAUACACACAAACACAUGACUGAAGUGGAAGGAGUUGUAGCACACACACACACAUACACACACAUGACUGAAGCGGGAGGAUUUGUAGUGCACAAACACACACACACACACACACACACACACACACUAAAACGCACACACAUUAAAACACUCACAUGCACUCAUAAAUCACAUGUAAGCAACAACCGUAUAAACACACACAAUAAAACACGUGCACACUAAAACACACAGAGAAAAUACAAACACACACACACACUAAAACAUACAGACAAACAUGCCCUCAUAAACACAUACAGAAACAACAAACACACACACACACACACACACACACACACAUACUAAAACAUACAGACAAACAUGCCCUCAUAAACACAUACAGAAACAACAAACACACACACACACAUACACACGCACACACACACACACACACACACACACACACACACAUACUAAAACAUACAGACAAACAUGCCCUCAUAAACACAUACAGAAACAACAAACACACACACACACACACACAAACACACACUCAAAAGCACACUAAAAUACACACAGACACACACAAACCCACACACUAACAUACAGAAACACACACAGAUACACUAAAACACACAUAAACAUGCACAAAUAAACAGACAAACACACGCUCAGACGCUCUAAAACACACACACACACACACACGUCACGCAUCAGCAGGCACUAUACUACAUGAAGGAACUGUUACCACAUUAUUUGUAUGAUGAACCACAGUGUAAAUCUAUUUAUGAGAUGUAUUUUCCUAAAUAAAAUUAUUGUGUUACGA
Danio aesculapii is the source of this 5002-nucleotide messenger RNA. RefSeq names its product leucine rich repeat containing 32 (gene lrrc32). Gene Ontology annotation, molecular function: protein binding. The record is from RefSeq and is a predicted model, not a curated record. The coding region runs from base 143 to 2122 and encodes 659 amino acids. NCBI's taxonomy places the organism in Eukaryota, Metazoa, Chordata, Actinopteri, Cypriniformes, Danionidae. The transcript has 3 exons. Gene Ontology annotation, cellular component: plasma membrane.